Messenger RNA from Protopterus annectens (West African lungfish), 3017 nucleotides. It is a transcript of the gene DDX54, whose product is annotated as DEAD-box helicase 54. Gene Ontology annotation, molecular function: RNA binding; RNA helicase activity; ATP binding. The transcript is spliced from 27 exons. Gene Ontology annotation, cellular component: nucleus. The record is from RefSeq and is a predicted model, not a curated record. Lineage: Eukaryota; Metazoa; Chordata; Ceratodontiformes; Protopteridae.
AUGCGUUGAAGCACGUGGGUAUCCUCGCGUGGAUUUGCAAAGUUGGGUUAGGAAAGUUAUUCCUACAGAUGGGGUAUCGAAUGGGUCAAAAAAAGAAACAGCGGAAUCGAUUUCACCGGACUGCGGGAAAAAGGCAUCAAAAUCGGAAGUUGGAAUAUGAUGAUAAGGAGGAAGAACAGCAAGAACAUGCGUUUGGGGCACUGUUGGAAUCUAGUCACGAACAAAUGGAGGACGGCGUAUGUAAGGUGUCCUGUAGGAAACCACAGAGUUUUCCAGCGGCUGAUUAUACUUCGGAUGUUGAGCUUGACACAAGAGAGCUGGUUCGAGCACAAAACAAAAAGAAGAAGAAAUCUGGAGGAUUUCAGUCAAUGGGGACCAGCUUUCCUUGCUUCCUGUGCGUGCUAAGGAGGAAAUACAAAAUACCAUGUCCAGUAUGUAGGAAAACUAUCCCAGUAAUUAUGGAUGGCAAAGAUGUUGUUGCCAUGGCUAGGACCGGGAGUGGUAAGACGGCCUGCUUUCUGAUCCCCAUGUUUGAACGACUGAAAGCUCACACAGCACAAACAGGAGCAAGAGCCCUGAUCCUUUCACCCACUAGGGAGCUGGCAUUGCAAACUAUGAAGUUCACCAAAGAGCUUGGAAAAUUUACUGGCCUUACUACAGCACUGAUUCUGGGCGGUGACAAGAUGGAGGAUCAGUUUGCUGCUCUACAUGAAAACCCUGACAUAAUCAUUGGUACGCCUGGUCGACUUAUGCAUGUGGUGAUGGAGAUGAAUUUGAAGCUCAACAGCGUGGAGUAUGUGGUGUUUGAUGAAGCAGACAGGUUAUUCGAGAUGGGAUUUGCACAGCAGCUGGAAGAGAUCAUUCGUAGGUUGCCAGACAAUAGACAAACUCUGCUUUUCUCUGCAACCUUACCAAAACUUCUUGUCGAAUUUGCCCGUGCAGGUUUAACUGAGCCAGUACUGAUACGGCUAGAUCUGGACAGUAAGCUCAGUGAGCAGCUGAAGCUUGCAUUCUUCCAUGUGCGUGUAGAUGACAAACCUGCUGUUCUCCUUCAUCUGCUGCGGGAUGUGGUUAAACCUCAGGAACAAACUGUUAUUUUUGCAGCAACAAAGCACCAUGUUGAGUAUUUGAAAGAGGUGUUGCUUAAGGAAGGCAUAGACUGUUCAUACAUUUAUAGUGCAUUGGAUCAGACAGCAAGGAAGAUCAACAUUGGGAAGUUUGUGAACAGGAAGACUAUGGUUAUGAUCGUCACUGAUGUGGCAGCACGUGGGAUUGAUAUUCCUAUGCUGGAUAAUGUCAUUAAUUAUAACUUCCCUCCAAAAUCCAAGUUGUUUCUGCACAGAGUCGGUCGAGUUGCCAGAGCCGGUAGAAGUGGUACUGCAUUGUCUCUUGUGGCACCAGAUGAAGCAGCAUAUGUCUUUGAUCUGCAUCUUUUCUUGGGAAGGCCCCUUCGCCUGGUAAGCCCUGGUGAAAAGAUGGAAGAUACUGAUGGAAUGUAUGGCAGGGUUCCCCAGAGCAUCAUUGAUGAAGAAGAUUCCCUACUGAUAGUAGCCCAUGACAACUCUUCGGACCUGCAGAGCCUAAGAAGGGUAUCUGAGAAUGCCUACAAACAGUAUACAAAGUCCAGGCAAAACCCUUCUACUGAAUCUGUGAAACGGACCAAGGAAAUCGACUUUUCCAUGCUGGGAAUUCAUCCUCUGCUAAGUUCAGGACUAGAAGAUAGUGAAUUAGAGAGGCUGAAGGUUGUGGAUUUGAUUAAAAACUACAAAUCUAAAGCGACAAUCUUUGAAAUCAACUCCACAAAUAAAUCAAAUGCCAGUGAAGUGAUGAGAGCCAAACGAAGCAGAGACCGGCGCACCAUACAAAAGUACCGCAAAAGUAAAGAGGAGAAACAAAUAAAGGAGUUACAAAGAUCUGUGAACCAGAGUGAUGCCAAAGCCUGUGACCCAGAGUGUGAUGAAGAAAACCUUGCCCAAGUUUUCACCGAGGUUGUUGGCAUGAAGAAGAAAAAGCAUUCUGAUGCACAGACAACAGAGAGAGAUGAAUUUUAUAUUCCAUAUCGUCCUAAAGACUUUGAAUCAGAAAGGGGAACAAAGAUAGGGAAAGAAGGGAGCCUUGCAGACCAGGCUCAUCAGGCAAAUGGGGCGGUACUGGAUCUGGUUCUCUCAUGAGGAGAUGAAUUGCAGGAUAUGAUGCAUAAUAGCCAAGUAAUGGAAUAUUGGGAUCGUAAGAGGAAGAGGUUUGUUCAUGACAGGGGGACAGAGACAACAAAGAAGGUGAAGACUGAAAGUGGCUUGUACAUUAAUCGAUCAUACAAGAAAAACCUCUAUGAUGAAUGGAAGAAGAAAUACCGAGUGGAUGAUAGAGCUUCUGGAGAUGAGUCAGAUGACCAAACAAGAAACCAGCCAAAGAGAGGAAAAGGACACCGAGGAAGGAGUACCUUAUACCCUAAGAGGCAAGGUUCUCAACCUAGGACUCGCCCUGAGUUGAAGAGCAAGGAACAAAUCUUGAAAGAGCGUAAAAUGAAGGCAAAACAAAAGUUUUUGCAGUCUGGUGGACUAAAGCGGCUUAAGGCAAAAAAUAAACCGUGCCUACAGGACCUGCGAAAAUCAGCCUUUGGACGAAGAAGUGGAAAAAAAGGCAAAAUGAAAAAGCGUCUGUGAAAAGGACUUCUUUACACCAAAUGAACUUUACUAUCCCAGAUGCUGAAAUAACAUUUGAAUGCCUUUUUAGGUUGUUCCUAUUUGAGGUCCUCACCAGAACACUUUUCCGUCAGUUUUGUGAGUGUCCUUUGGAAGAGGCACAUUUAUUACUGAAGUCGGACAGCUGAAACCUUGAGAAGAUGAGUUUAGAAAUUUCAACAAACUCCCCAAUAUCUGUUCCUGAAAAGGAAAGUGCAUUAACACAAAAAAAAAUGAUUAAAUGCCAGAGAUUAUAGUAUUUCAUGACCCAUUUUGCUGAACCUCCAACUGUAAACAAAUUGCAGCCACAUUUCAUAAAUUAACAUUUUAAAGGAA